AUGCCUUUCUUUCCAAGCCUCAAGUCUCCCCUUGCAACAGAUGGUGUCGACCCUACAGCGAUGGAGAUCACUCAAGCAGAGGCCAGAGCAGAGCCGGGCACGGGCUUGACGACCGUGAACACCGACGAGGAGGAUUUGAAGCAGCCAGUCGUCAAGCUGGACCUAGCCGCAGAGGGUGCCAAACGAUCUGAGUUGAUGCAGGUAGUUUGGGGCAGGCACGGCAGGCUCUUGAUUUUCAUCGGAAUCUGUGUGUUUAUGGUGGUUUAUGAAUUGGACAACUAUACUUUCAGCACAUACUAUGUCUACGCGAUCUCCAGCUUCAUGCAGACAUCCCAGGAAGCAGCGUUGACCACUGCCUCCAACCUGACGUUUUCUCUUUUAAAACCUGUGUGGUCUAAGAUGUCGGAUGUCUGGGGUCGUGGGACCAUGUACCCGGUGGCGCUCGUGCUGGCUCUGGUCGGCAUGAUUGUCGCCGCAUCAGCAAAGAGCUUCGAGGCUUUCGCAGCGGGGACGGUUCUGCGGGUCGUUGGCAUCACCGCGUUCAACUCACUGAACACCAUUGUCAUCUCCGAUCUUACCAGUACGCGGUUGCGUGGCUUCGGCGUCAACAUCCAAUUCUUCCCCACCCUGGUACUGCCGUGGUGCAUUUCGUACAUGGUCUCUGCCGUCGUCUCGCCUGGGGGCAUCGGAUGGGGCUGGGGUAUUGGGAUCAUUGCGAUCAUCCUACCGUUUGGCACUGCGAUGAUCACGGCGGUGCUUCUGAUCUACGAACGGCGUGCUAAGCGGCUAGAAGUCGGCGAUCUUGCGAAGCCUAAGCCUACUUUCUCCGAAGUCGUGUCGAGCAUGGAUCUGCUGGGGGUCGCCAUAAUCAUCGUCGGGUGCGCUUUCAUCCUCAUUCCUCUGUCGUUGGCGAGCAACCAGCCCCAUGGCUACAAAACCCCCUGGGUCAUCGCACUGAUGGUGAUUGGCGGGCUGAUGCUCAUCGGCCUUCCGUUCUUUGAAGCACACUUCGCAGCGCACCCGUUCCUGCCCAUGCGCUACCUGAAGCACAGGUCCAUCUGCUUGGGGUUCUUGCUCUACUUUACAGACUACAUGGCGGCCGCAGCAAGCCACAACUACCUAUACAACUGGGCCGUGAUUGCAAAGAACAUGUCGAUUGUGACCGCAACCAAUCUGAGCAAUGUCAACGGUGUGAUGAUCUUCACCAUGGGCAUCAUCUUGGGGGCCAUUCUCUACAAGACCCGCCAUUUCAAGUGGAUCCUCAUGGGCGGUGUGGCUCUUCGACUCUUGGGAUAUGGCUUGAUGUUCCGAGUGCGCACGUCUCACCCGUCAACCGCCGAGAUCUUCGUCGUCCAGUUCAUCCAAGGCAUCGGCGACGGCAUAGUCCAGAGUGGAGGCUACGUCGCGGCUACCAUCAACGUUCCGCACCGAGAGACCGCUCAGAUGGCCGCCCUUGUCGUCACCAUCGGCAUGCUGGGUCAGAGUGUGGGAACUGCCAUCUGCGGCGCCAUCUACACAGGAACCAUGAGGGAACAGCUGUCCAAAGCACUUGGUUCCGACGCCACACCGGAACUCAUCAGCAACUUGUACAACUCCAUCACUACUGGUGUUCCUGAUUGGGGCACUCCACAGAGAGCCGCCAUUGCUGUUGCUGUAAGUCUGACCAAAGGAAGUUCUAUAGGUCUGUUGCUAACAGGUGGGCAGUAUAACAAGGUUACAUCAUAUUUCUUCAUUGCCGCAAUGGCCAUGAUCAUCCCUGGCAUCGCCUUUGCUUUGUUCAUUCCCAAUCAAACUUUGAAUGACAACCAAAACUUGGUGGAGGAUGCUGGUAUGCUGGGACAGAAGAUGGAUACCGUUACCGAGAUUCCUGAACAGACAUCUUCGGCUCAACGUGAGAAUGUGGAGAGCAAGAAGGCCUAA
Molecule: messenger RNA, 1920 nt
Organism: Capronia coronata CBS 617.96
Lineage: Eukaryota; Fungi; Ascomycota; Eurotiomycetes; Chaetothyriales; Herpotrichiellaceae
Exons: 5
Coding region: 1-1920 (639 amino acids)
Biological process (GO): transmembrane transport
Molecular function (GO): transmembrane transporter activity
Source: RefSeq, a predicted model, not a curated record